AGUCAGUGAUAGAUUGUCCUUUGUAUGGUGGGGAGGAGCUAAGUUUAGCCGGGGUAUUUAGCAGAAUUUGCAGAGAGUCUUCAUCGCAUGCGUAUAUUUUUGCUCUUUUGCACGCCGAUUAGGAAGCUCGUGUAAACGGCCGCAAAGAGCGUUACUUCAAACUCCCGUUACGCAAAACUGUUCUGACUUGAAGCUACUUUUAAGCGUGAUGUUGAAGAGGACUUUGAAAUGCGAUACAUCGGUUUGUCCGCCAUACUGGAUGUGGCACAUGAAGGAAUGCAAGUCAAUGAAAUUGCUCUCGAUUGUCACAAAUAACAUGUGAAGUUGCACACAUUUGAUCAACUUUGCAAUGGUCUAUUACUGUGAUUGUUUGUUUGUUGUUGUUGUUGUAGUAGUAGUACCAGGGAAACCGUAUGAAGAGAAAGACAGCAGAUGUAGUCAUUUUUUGUUUAGUUUCAAGAGUCGUGGCGGUAGCAACGAGAAGCUUGCCGAGCCGCACGAGAGCGACGGUAAUAUGACAUUUCCGAACAGAGUGAGCACCGUGGUCGGCGUGGACUUCCAGGUAACUGACGCGCUCGCCUUGUUCGUGUAAACCUUCUUAGUCGUCCUUAUUGUGUUCUUUAUGAAAAUGACAAUAUAGAUGCCGGAAUGACGGACUGCAGUAUCGGUUGCUAUCGACGGCUUUCACGAGUAGCCGGUCCGGUCCCUUGAAAUAAGGCCGGGACCCGGUACCGGUCGUCGCCUGUCCCUUGCUGUGCGCCUUGAGAUUUUUGUUCCGAUGUGCAGUACAAUAUGUGCCUUGGCCCAGUAAACAUCGGGGAACAUUGGUCUCAUGUCAGGUGCUGCACAUUUGAGAAGAGCUUUUCUUGACCUAUUUUGGAAAUCGGGUCAGCCAUGAUUCAUUGGGUCAGUGGGUUUCAGUGCCCAAAACCCGGCUCACCCGAUUGGCUGGAAGCUCAUUGAUUUGACUCGGGGGCAGGUCAAAGUAAAUGCUCUAUUGUCAUCUGGAAGACCUUUGCUUUUUUGUAACGUAACGUAACGUACGUCAACGUACAAGUGAAGCCGAGGCCGUUGUGUGUAUUGUCACGUUCCGCCAAUACUACACUGAAGGAAAGGAGCAAUUAGCGUGGGCUGUCUCCACACAAACAUGUUAUGAUUCUCGAGGGCUUAUGCAAUCCAAAGAGGGGAUGUGUCUCGUGGCCUUGUUUGUCUCCCUUUCCUGAUAAGAUGAACCUUCACCGAAGAGGCCGCCGCAACGGAACGGCUCGCGCGUGUCAAAACGGUGAACGGAAAACCAAACAUGUUAUUCACUCCUGCAUCGAAAGCUCUUCCGGCCGAGUGUGCUUUCAGUCAUCGAUGAGCGAACGCGCCCCAGCGAGCGAGCCGAGCGGCCGAGCUUGUUUUGAUGUCCAAUCGCUCUGCGUUCCAAAGUCAAUAUUGAUCCCAGACCCUGUGAACCUUCAACCGCGCACGUCCGGCGGGGUCAACCUACUGUUUACUGCGGCCGUGUCACAAAUAUUUUAUGUCCGUAGGCGGCGUGUCGAUCAUUAACCCUCCCCGGAGGCAUAAAUACGGCCGCAGAGGGAGACGGCCGUAGGAAAAGUGCAAAGAGUUAACAUGUGGGGAUUACACGAGAAGAUGAUGCUGGUGACCCUUGCGGUUUUGGCGGCGGCGGCGGCGGCGGGGUCGUCCCCGGUGGCGGGACCCGAGCCCAUCCGCUGCGCCCCCUGCACCCAGGAGAAGCUGAGCGAGUGUCCCGCCGUCCCGGCCGGCUGCGGCCAGGUUCUGAGGGAGCCGGGCUGCGGCUGCUGCGUGGCCUGCGCCCUGGAGAGGGGGAGCGCCUGCGGGGUCCACACGGCCCACUGCGCCCGCGGCCUGCGCUGCUUGCCCGGGCCCGGCGAGGCCAGGCCUCUCCGUGCCCUCACCCGGGGACAGGGGGUCUGCACCGAAGACCAAGAGGAUGCCGAAGACGACCGCGGCUCGCUGCAGUACGCGCUGGGCUUGCCCGCCCGAGACGCUGACGACGCCCAGGACGGCAUCAAGGCCAAAGUCAACGCCAUCCGGAACCAACUGGUGCAGGAGGGUCCUUGCCACAUUGCGCUUCACGCCGCCCUGGACGCCAUCGCCAGCUCCCGGCAGAACCUCGGCGAGAAGUUCACCACUUUCUACCUCCCCAACUGCGACAAGCACGGCUUCUACAAGGCCAAGCAGUGCGAGUCAUCCCUGGCGGGCCCUCCCGCUCGCUGCUGGUGCGUCUCGGCCUGGAACGGCAAGAUCAUCCCCGGAGCCGGCGACAUCCCCGGUGACUCCGAGUGCCACCAGGAAGUCACUCACUGAAGCGAGACAAAUGAUCCGCAAGCGCACACAGGAGGACACCUUCCUCCCUUCACGGAGUCAAAUUGUAAAUUAUUUUAUUUAUUCCUGACAAGUCUUUUUUUUUGUUUGGUUUGUUUUUUCCGAAACGUUUUCGCUUUUUCCAUUGUAAAUAGGGCAACACUGUAUACAUUUGUAUUUCUGACUAAAUAACUCCAUUCCUCAAAAACCACAGCUCUGCAACCUCUGCCAAGCCGCAUUUCAGGGCCUUCCUUUUUUUUUUUCUCCUUCAAUUCAUUCACAUCGACACAGCCGCUCAUUCAUGCAAAAUGUUGACAUUGUCUGCACGCAUCUUCAUUUCCUCAAUGGGGGGGGAUACUUAAAGUACCGCAAGUAUGUGUAUGCUGGUCAAGCACAAACAUAUCAGGGCUCAUCCGAGCUUCUACAUUUGUCUACCUCUGCAGUUAGCCAGCCCUUUUUCCACUUCUUUUUCACAGGCUCGCUGCCUUUUACACACAUUCCAGCAUUUAUUCUCAUAUUUAUUAUCAUGUAUCAUUCCUGUGUUGAUUCUUUUGUAAUGGAGGAUUGCUGUGCAGCACUUCUAUUUAUGUCAAAUACACAGCUUUGGGAAAAGCC
Molecule: messenger RNA, 2949 nt
Organism: Phyllopteryx taeniolatus (common seadragon)
Lineage: Eukaryota; Metazoa; Chordata; Actinopteri; Syngnathiformes; Syngnathidae
Product: insulin-like growth factor-binding protein 1
Exons: 4
Coding region: 1618-2337 (239 amino acids)
Biological process (GO): regulation of insulin-like growth factor receptor signaling pathway
Cellular component (GO): extracellular region
Molecular function (GO): insulin-like growth factor II binding; insulin-like growth factor I binding
Source: RefSeq, a predicted model, not a curated record